Molecule: messenger RNA, 1773 nt
Organism: Planococcus citri (citrus mealybug)
Lineage: Eukaryota; Metazoa; Arthropoda; Insecta; Hemiptera; Pseudococcidae
Product: elongation factor Tu-like
Exons: 10
Coding region: 104-1585 (493 amino acids)
Biological process (GO): mitochondrial translational elongation
Cellular component (GO): mitochondrion
Molecular function (GO): GTPase activity; translation elongation factor activity; GTP binding
Source: RefSeq, a predicted model, not a curated record
AAUCUCAUCUCGCCGAACGAGCAAUUCCAAUUUGAAUUAUUUUGUGAAUUGUGAAAGAAUUAUGCGGAAUUAAAAAUAAAAAUCUUGAAAUUAUUGAAUAAAGAUGAGCAUACAAAUGUUGAAUAUGACAAGUACAAUGUCUGCCAAAUUUGUCUAUUGUUACGGUCUGAAACCGGUAAUUCAACGAUCAAUCACUCGUCAGUUGCACCUACUGAAUAAACAAAAUGGAUUAGACUUGAAUGCAAUUAGGCCAAUUUUAUCCUUUAAACGGGGCUAUGCUAAGGAAGUAUAUGCGAGAGAUAAACCUCAUAUUAAUAUCGGUACAAUCGGGCACGUAGAUCAUGGUAAAACCACUCUGACAGCGGCGAUCACUAAAGUUCUUUCAAAGAAAAAAUUAGCCGUCGCUAAAGACUAUGAAGAUAUUGAUAAAGCUCCUGAAGAGCAAGCUCGUGGUAUCACUAUAAAUGCUGCCCAUGUUGAAUAUGCUACAAAGAAUCGUCAUUAUGGACAUACUGAUUGCCCUGGACAUGCGGAUUAUAUCAAGAACAUGAUUACCGGAACCGCCCAAAUGGACGGUGCCAUUUUGGUGGUCGCUGCCACUGACGGAUGUAUGCCGCAAACUCGCGAACACGUCUUAUUAGCCAAGCAGAUUGGUGUUUCUCACUUAGUUGUUUUCAUAAAUAAAGUGGACGCUGCAGAUGAUGAAAUGUUAGAAUUGGUAGAGAUGGAAGUCCGAGAAUUACUUACUGAAUUGGGUUAUGAUGGUAAUGCAACACCUAUUGUGAAAGGAUCAGCCUUAAAAGCAGUUGAAAACGAAAAUCCUGAAAUAGGCGAAGAGGCUAUCUUGAAAUUAUUGGAAGAAGUCGAUAAUCACAUCCCAGAACCUAUUCGAGAUUUAGACAAACCAUUCUAUUUCCCUAUUGAACAUAUAUACACAAUUCAAGGUCGUGGUACUGUUUGCACUGGUAGAAUCGAAAGAGGUAAAGUUAAGAAAGGAGACAACGUUGAAGUAGUGGGCUACAACAAAUCGUUCAAAACUGUAGUCGCAGGCGCUGAAAUGUUUCAUAAAACAUUAACUGAAGGUCAGGCAGGAGAUCAAGCAGGUUUACUUUUAAGGGGUUUGAAAAAAGAUGACGUAAGACGAGGAAUGGUAGUUAUCGCGCCAGGAUCUUGCAAGCAACACGAUCAUUUUGAAGCGCAAAUAUAUAUUCUAACGAAAGAAGAAAGCGGCGCAGGAGUUCCGAUUGUACAAUACACGCCUACCCAUAUAUAUUCAAAAACCUGGGAUGUUCCCGUUUCUUUGAGAAUUCCUGACAGACAAGAAAGAGAAAUGAUAAUGCCCGGUGAAGACGGAAAGAUAGUGGUUAAAUUAUUCAGACCAAUGGUAUUAGAAAAGGGGCAACGUUUCACAUUCCGAAACCCAGGUGCUACAUUUGCUACCGGAAUAGUCACCAAUAUUUUAACUAAUCUAUCUGAAGAAGAGAGAGUUGCCAUGGCCGACGGUAAAAAGGCCAUGUUGAAAUUUGAAACCAAAUUAGAAGAAAAAUUGCAGAAAGAUAAAGCAGCUGCAGGGAAAACUGGUUGAGGUUCAUCCUGAAGUUGUGAACUAAAAAUGUAAUUUUCUUGAAACCUAACGUGAAGUUCGGUGUACUACCUUUUAGUAAUUGUCGUAUCAGCUUUGUCAAGUAAACGUACUUUUUAAUCAUUUCAAAUGUAUUUUUCGCCAGUUUGUUGAAUUGUACUGCAAAAGAAAAUACACGUUCUCAUUUUUUU